UUAUUCUGUUUUGUGUGAAAAAAAAAAUGAUUAUGGUUUACAUUGAAAGUUUUGAAUGAUCGCAAUUUGUAGGUAUAUUAUUAAAAAACUAGAGGUGGGGGAGAAAGUUAGAAGAAUAAAAUUGGAUGGCAACAUAUGGGUGUAAUCCUGAGUUGUUCCUCUCCAUACGUUUGGGAUAGUUGUUAGAAUGUUGCAUGCAUGCGCAACAACGUACCAAAACACUUCCAUGAACACGAUGACCUUCUUCCACAACCCCUCUCAUCAUUGAAUUUUAACUCUGCAAAUCAAAAACGAAUUAUCAAUCAUCACCGUCGCGAAUUCAGUAAUUGAAUACGUAUGUCGGGAGGAGGAGGCGGUGACAACAGGCAGCUAGAUCUCACGCCAACAUGGGCCGUGGCUGCGGUUUGUGCAAUCAUCGUCAUCAUUUCUAUACUCUUGGAAAAAAUCAUACACAAAUUCGCAGCGGUGUUUGAAGAAAAAAAGAAACAUGCGUUGCUAGAAGCUCUUGAAAAGAUUAAAGCCGAGCUUAUGGUUUUGGGAUUUAUUUCGUUACUUUUAACGUUUGGUCAAAACUACAUUUCUAAAGUGUGUAUUCCCCAAAGGUAUGCACACACAAUGCUACCGUGUCUUCCCCUUGAACAACGAGGAGGGGGCGCGGCAGCUGAACACGGAGCGGGUGCCGCAACCGAUCACGGAGCGGGUACCGCAACCGAUCACGGAGCGGGUGCCGCAACCGAUCACGGAGCGGGUGCCGCAACCGAUCACGGAGCUGGCGCUGCAGCUGAACUUGGUGGGGGUGGUGCAGCGGAACAUGGAAUUGAACCUGAGACAGAUGAUGAUGGCGGUGAGAGUGGCGGUGAGGGUGGCGGUGAGGGUGGUGGUGAGGGUGGCGGUGAGGCUGAAGGAGGUAGCCAUCAUCGCAGACUUUUUUCAUACGAGCGUAGAGUUCUAUCUGGUGGUGGUGGAGGCCCCAGUUGUAAACCGGGGUUCCUGCCUCUUAUAUCAGUGAGCGGGUUGCAUCAGUUACACAUUUUUAUAUUCUUCUUGGCUGUCUUUCAUGUGAUCUACAGUGCCAUAACAAUGACCCUUGGAAGAGCAAAGAUUCGUGGGUGGAAGGCAUGGGAGGAGGACCAUGUCGUGGAUGAAGAUGCCCUGAAUGAUCCUAGAAGAUUCAGACUUACUCACGAGACAUCAUUUGUGAGGGAUCACAGCAGUUUCUGGACUAAAACACCAGUUUCCUUCUAUUUUGUAUGCUUCUUUCGACAAUUUUUCAGAUCUGUUCGUAGGGCUGACUACUUGACCAUGAGACAUGGAUUUGUUUCUGUCCAUUUAGCACCAGGAAGUAAGUUCGAUUUUCAAAAAUAUAUCAAGAGGUCAUUAGAAGAUGACUUUAAGGUAGUUGUAGGAAUCAGUCCGAUACUUUGGGGAUCAGUAGUGUUAUUCUUGCUCGUGAAUGUUCACGGAUGGCAUGCUGCCUUUUGGGUGUCUUUUCUCCCUCUAUUGGUGAUUCUGGCUGUUGGAACAAAACUUCAAGCAAUUAUUACUCGGAUGGCACUUGACAUAAAAGAAAGGCAUGCUGUAGUGCAGGGGAUCCCUCUAGUGCAAGUGUCUGACAAAUAUUUUUGGUUUGCAUGGCCUCAGUUAGUUCUUUAUCUCAUCCAUUACGUCCUCUUUCAGAAUGCUUUUGAGCUGACAUACUUCUGGUGGACAUGGUAUGAAUUUGGUUGGGCAUCUUGCUUUUACGAGGAUGAUAAACUCAUGAUCGUCAGAGUAGCUCUUGGGCUGGGAGCUCAAGUCGUUUGCAGUUAUGUCACACUUCCACUCUACGCACUGGUUACUCAGAUGGGGUCGACGAUGAAGAAGUCAAUAUUCGAUGACCAAACAUCGAAGGCGCUGAAACAGUGGCAUAAGAAUGCUCUGAAGAAGAAAACGUCAAAAGGACGCCAGGAAACUCGAACGUUGGGUGGGAGCCCGGGAGAACAUACACCGGGACAUUCUUCGCCGCACCACCCACCACCGCACAAAGACACGGAAAUGGCUUCUCAGACCGCCACCAUCGUCACCAGUGUUGAUAACGAAACCUAUGAUAAGCGGGACCUUCUGAGUGGACCGUGACACGUGUCUAAAUCUGCUGCAAUGUAAUUAAAAACACUACAAUGCUUCGUCAUUUACGGCUUUAUUUGACUUAGGUUAAAUAGAAUUAGUUAUUGUAUUAAUGUAUAAAAUUCUCA
Vigna radiata var. radiata (mung bean) is the source of this 2231-nucleotide messenger RNA. Its product is annotated as MLO-like protein 5. Gene Ontology annotation, biological process: defense response. The record is from RefSeq and is a predicted model, not a curated record. The coding region runs from base 337 to 2115 and encodes 592 amino acids. Gene Ontology annotation, cellular component: membrane. Lineage: Eukaryota; Viridiplantae; Streptophyta; Magnoliopsida; Fabales; Fabaceae. The transcript is spliced from 15 exons.